ACAUUCAACUGGCUCUCUAAUAGUUAUCUUCAGGGAACUGCAAGACACAAGCAAUUUUCUCAAAUUCACGAUCAAAAGGCUAUGUUACCUGUGAGAGCCACCAGAAAAAUGACAGCAGUUAAAGCCAAAGAUGUGAAGGCACUCUCACCUCUGAUGGUGAUAAUGGUGAUCAUUUUCUUGGUGCUUCUGUUCUGGGAAAAUGAGAUGAAUAAUGAAGUAGUGAUAUCAACCUUAGAACACUUGCAUGUGGACUACCCUCAGGAAGGUGUUCCUGUUCCGGCAAGGUACUGCAACCACAUGAUCAUACAAAGAAUCAUCAGGGAGCCCGACCACACUUGUAAAAAGGAGCAUGUCUUCAUCCAUGAGAGGCCUCGAAAAAUCAAUGGUCUUUGCACUUCUCCCAAGAAGGUAGCUUGUCAAAACCUUUCAUCCACUUUCUGCUUUCAGAGUGAGACAAAGUUCAAAAUGACAGUCUGUCAGCUCAUUGAAGGCACAAGAUACCCUGCCUGUAGGUACCGCUAUUUCCCCGUAGAGGGGUUUGUUCUUAUCACUUGUGAUGAGUUGGGGCCAGAUAGUUUCCAGGGAUAUAUUAAAUAACUCAAGAUCAGUGCCUGAGUCUGAGCUCUCUUUUCUCAAUGGUAUUGGAGCUGGCUGUCCCUGAGGCAGACCUGAACGUGGACAUGGGGCAAUGCCUUGAGGAGAAGGGGAAGGCGCUGGUAAGGAAUUUAUCCUUCCCGUAUUGCUGAGUUUGGGUUGUUUUAUUCUGCUCCAAUAAAAGAAUCUUUACUGAAUUAAACCAUAAA
Callithrix jacchus (white-tufted-ear marmoset) is the source of this 803-nucleotide messenger RNA. It is a transcript of the gene RNASE12, whose product is annotated as ribonuclease A family member 12 (inactive). NCBI's taxonomy places the organism in Eukaryota, Metazoa, Chordata, Mammalia, Primates, Cebidae. Gene Ontology annotation, molecular function: nucleic acid binding; RNA nuclease activity. Gene Ontology annotation, biological process: defense response to Gram-positive bacterium. The record is from RefSeq and is a predicted model, not a curated record.